This is a messenger RNA of Dothidotthia symphoricarpi CBS 119687, 2411 nucleotides long. Its product is annotated as methylcrotonoyl-CoA carboxylase subunit alpha mitochondrial precursor. Gene Ontology annotation, cellular component: mitochondrion. Bases 279 to 2411 code for a protein of 710 amino acids. The transcript has 5 exons. Lineage: Eukaryota; Fungi; Ascomycota; Dothideomycetes; Pleosporales; Dothidotthiaceae. Gene Ontology annotation, molecular function: methylcrotonoyl-CoA carboxylase activity; metal ion binding; ATP binding. The record is from RefSeq and is a predicted model, not a curated record.
GCCCAGCACCUCGCUGCACUGUGCCAACUACGACGUGGACUCGAAUGCUUGAAUCCAGAUUCCUUUCCCAAUCGGGUAGCUACCGCACGAGGUCCGCAACACUACCACGGCUUACCACGGCUCAGUGCCGUCUUCUCCAACCACGACUAGCCACCUUCUACUUCGGCCGAGGGUAGAUCCACUGACGAUACCCCGGAUUCCACACAAAGUAAAUGUGCAUUUAUGGUCCAUAGCCGCUGAAUGAAUCCCUCUUGCUCGCCACACAUCUCCCAGUGACCAUGCGUGCUUUCCAAAGGUCAUCCCGUCUUUCGCGCCAGCUCAUUGCUGCUAAUGCCUCCCGCCAUAACUCGACCGUUGCGCCGGCUGGAAAGGCACUGACCUCUGUGCUGAUCGCUAAUCGUGGAGAAAUCGCCCUACGUGUUGGACGGACAGCUUCCGAGUAUGGCGUUCGAACAACAACCCUCUUCACCGACCCAGAUGCGCGAUCACAGCACGCCUUGAGCUCGCCGUACGCCGUGAAUCUCGGCGACCCUUCUGCAUAUCUCGACGGAGACCGUAUUAUUCAGAUCGCAAAAGAGCAGGGCUGCCAGGGCAUACAUCCCGGUUACGGCUUUUUGAGCGAGAACCCAGGGUUUGCAAAGAAAUGUGAAGAUGCUGGCAUCAAGUUCAUUGGCCCGCCAUGGCAGGCGAUCGAGUCCAUGGGAAGCAAGAGCGAGUCGAAGAAUAUCAUGGCCAAGGCCGGCGUACCAUGUGUGCCAGGUUACCACGGCACGAGACAAGAACCCGAAUAUCUCAAGGAGAAAGCCGCAGAGAUUGGUUACCCUGUCCUGCUCAAGGCCGUCAAGGGUGGAGGUGGUAAGGGAAUGCGAAUCGUCAACACAGAACAAGAGUUCUUCCAGCAACUCGACUCCGCCAAGUCUGAGGCUCGCAAUUCAUUCGGCGACGAGGUUAUGCUCGUCGAGAAGUACAUUACCACCCCACGACACAUCGAGGUCCAAGUCUUUGCGGACCAGCACGGAAACUGUGUGGCGCUCGGCGAGCGUGACUGCAGUAUCCAGCGACGACACCAAAAGGUUCUGGAAGAGUCGCCGGCACCACACUUGAAGGAGGAGAUCCGCCAAGACCUCUGGGAGAAGGCUCGACAAGCGGCUCUUGCGGUAGGGUAUGAGGGAGCUGGUACAGUUGAGUUCAUCUUCGACAACGACUCGGGAGAGUUCUUCUUCAUGGAGAUGAACACGCGCUUGCAGGUCGAGCACCCUGUCACUGAGAUGGUGACUGGCGAGGAUCUAGUCAGGUGGCAGCUCAUCGUAGCAGAGGGCGGCAAACUCCCUCUGACACAAGAGGAAAUUCACCAGAGAAUCAAAGAGCGCGGCGCCGCCAUCGAGGCACGAAUCUACGCCGAGAACCCUGACAUGAACUUCAUCCCCGACUCCGGCCUCCUUCUCCACCUGAAAACACCCACGCCUACCGAUACUGUGCGAAUCGACUCCGGCUUCAUCGCCGGCGACGAAGUAUCCUCACACUACGACCCCAUGAUCUCGAAGCUCAUCGUCCAAGGGCCCACCCGCGAAGCCGCCAUCCAAAAACUCCGCGCAGCCCUCGAGGACUACGAAGUCGCCGGCCCCAUCACAAACAUCGAGUUCAUCAAGCGCAUGUGCGUCAGCGCCGACUUCGUCGCCGGCAACGUCGAAACAGGCUACAUCCAAAAGCACCAGGCCGAGCUCUUCACGCCCGCGCCCACCGCCCCAGAAGUCUACGCCCAAGCCGCCCUCGGCCUCGCCCUGCAGGAAAUCUCCUCCGCCAACGCCAACCCGUUCGCCGGGCCCCCCGUCACAACCGCAGGUUUCGGCGCGGGCUUCCAGCAGCGCGAGUACAACCUCGUCGAGACGCCGGCGAACGGCAAGGGCGAGGCGAAAACAACACCGGUUCGCAUCUGGCAGACUGCGCCGCAGAAAUUCGACAUCACCGUCGACGGACAGACGUUCAGCAACGUUACUAGCUCGUUCGCCCCGUCCAGCAACACGCUCACAUCCUUCUACCCGCAUACCCGCCUCGCGACAACAUUCAUCCGCGACGCCGACAAACUGACCCUCUUCCAGCGCGGGAAGCAGCACAGACUGCACCUCGCGCUGCCGAAGUGGGCGGAGAAAGCGCUGGGCAUCAAGGACGUGACGAAUAGCGUGCUGGCGCCCAUGCCGUGUAAAGUGCUGCGUGUGGAGGUCGAGGAGGGGCAGAGCGUUAAGAAGGAUCAACCGCUUGUUAUUAUCGAGAGCAUGAAGAUGGAGACUGUUAUUCGGAGUCCGGUGGAUGGCGUCGUUAAGAGGAUUGUGCAUGGCAAGGGGGAUUUGUGUAAGGCUGGGACGGAACUUGUUGAGUUUGAGAGUGAGGGAGUGGGGGAGGAUAAGGCGUAG